AUGGAGGCUCGAGCGAAGGUGAAGGUGCGGGGCACGGCUGGGUGCGAGUUGCUGCGGCACUUUGAGUCGGUGGACCCUCGAGCGGCGGAAGGGCUGCGUCGGGAGAAGCCGAGCGAUGUGCCUCCCGACCUGGACGUGCUGCUGGAAGAGGAGACGCGCCGCUCCAUCACGGACGCGUACCAGCGGCUGCUGUUCGAGGUCAAGGUGCUGCACCGCAAGGGCAACUUCAAGAGCUCGCAGGGAGACGUCAUCGUGCAGCGCGUGCGAGACAUUGCAAGCGGUGGGAAGACGGUGCUCGACCUCUCCGGGUUCCUCAUCUUCGACGAGUUCGUGGAGCUCUUGGUGCCGUACCUGCGCUCCAAGACGUGCAGGUUGGUGGCGCUUAACCUGUCGCGCACGUCGCUGGGCGUUCAAGCAGCUAUCGACAUUGCAAAGGCGACGAAUAGCACGCUGCAAACGCUGCAGUUCUCGGACUCCCCCAUCCCAGUUGAGAGCAUUCGAGCUCAGGCUGCAGAUAAAGGGAGCGUGGAUCUCUCCGGACAUGGCUUUAAUCACCUGGACGCCGCAGCGAUCGGCGUUCUCAUUGAGCGAGAGCACAAGAAAAUCCACAAAGUGGAUUUGUCGGGGAAUUCACUGACCGGGCCGAAAGCGAAUGUUUUCCAUGGCACCACGACCAUAUUUGAGUAUCUGAAGAGCUGUCGGCAGCUUACGGAGCUCAAUUUUGGCGCUGCAAACCUGCGAUCGGACGGGUUAGUGGCGUUUGCCAACGUAAUUCAUGACUUUCCGCUGCUGGAAAAGCUCGAUCUCAGUCGGAACCGAUUGGUGCACAACAGCACGGACGAAAAGCGUCUCUCUGGAUUGGAAUCACUGUGUAACGCGCUGUGGCGAGUAAAAACACUCCGUGAACUCAGUCUGACAGAGUGUCAGAUCAGCUGCGAAGGUAUGAGCGAGAUUGCAACGGUGCUGAGGAAAUUCAACAGCACCCUUCGAACGCUCAAUAUCACCGAUAACCCAGACAUUCGAUCGCUUGGAUACCGAAGUCUCGUGAAAAGUUUGGCGCUGAACCACAAAAUCACGGAAGUUAUCUUAAACCCAGCCUCGAAGUAUGAAAAAUACGUGAACAGGGCCAAGGAGCUCCUAGCGGUUAAUGCACUACUCAACGCGGUGCAGAAGGACGCUAAGCGGUUUGCCGGUUUCCCAGCGCUCACCGAGCCACAGCGAACAAACUUUGUGAACAAGCUCGAGAGGUUUAGCGAGAGCGAGCUUCGCCAACUUCAUGAAGAAAGUAUCGUGGAAAACGCUACAAAAUUCUCCGACGAAAAGGAAGCGACUGGGUUGUCAACUUUGCGCCACUACGCGGUGAUGGAGCAAUACGCUCCGCUAAAGCGACUGCUGUGGGCAGUCGCCACAAAGACCUUGUUGAGCGCUCGAACAACAAGAAAGCCGCCGCUGACGGCAGUGAUGAAGACGAUGGGGAUCUCACCACGACUCUUCUCCUGUGCAGGUUUGAAGGCUGGGCCUGUCACCCGUUUGUGCCAUGUUUGUGGACGCCAGUACGGUUUGUCUUCGUUCGAGAUACAUCUAAAGCAGUGCAAGAAACUCUGGGUCCAGACGGAAGAGCUCAAACCGAAGAAUGAGCGCCGUCCGAUCCCGAAGACCCCGCCUGGAAUCGGUGAAGGCGGUGGUGGGAUGACUCGUCAAGAGAUCGAGGCUCUCAACCAAGCCGCUCAAGAAGCUUACAACGUCCAUGGCAUGGAGACGUGCGAGUUUUGUGGGAGGACGUUUGCUGAAGGCCGACUUGCGAUCCACAACAAGAGCUGCACAGCUGACAGCGUCGCCAAGAAGGUCGCCGACGGAGCUGCACCUCGAAACAAGAAAGGUGAGUGCCGCAUAACUCCGUGGAAUACUUGA
Phytophthora sojae is the source of this 1911-nucleotide messenger RNA. RefSeq lists its product as hypothetical. NCBI's taxonomy places the organism in Eukaryota, Oomycota, Peronosporomycetes, Peronosporales, Peronosporaceae. Bases 1 to 1911 code for a protein of 636 amino acids. Gene Ontology annotation, molecular function: protein binding. The transcript has 8 exons. The record is from RefSeq and is a predicted model, not a curated record.